CAUAUUUGAAUCUUAAAACUUUAGAAAUCAAAUUGACAUUUCUAAAUGUUAAAGCAAAACUCAAUUUUUAAAAUUCAUAUUCAACCUUUUUUGCAUAAUAAUCGAUUCUUUGGGAAUCAUCAGGCAAAUCGAUCUUAAGCCAUCGACAUUCUAUAUCGUAUAUAUUGCGUUGCAAUAAUUUGGAACUUUUGAAGAUUGCAACUCUCAAGAAACCAUCAACACCCAACGCAACAAGUAUGGCACAUAUUCAAGCAACUGAUUUGGCUACAAUAAUACAGCAAGUUAAAGAGCUAACUGCAACUUUCGAACAACUUGUGUUGCAGAUUAAGCCAGAGGUUGCAAAUCAACAGGUAGAAUUUGGAUCGCAAAACAUUAACUGCUUUUACGAUCUCUACCGUUUGUGGCAAGAGCAAGUGGCUAAUUUCACAGCCAUUCAAAAUAUACAAGCUGAAGAGUUUCAGAAUCAAAUAUUGGAGAUGAACAAAUUGCGUGAGGAAAUAUUGAAUAAUCUUAAAAAUCAAGAGGAGACCCAUAUGCGUCAAAUAGACCAACUAAAGCAACAACAUAAAAGCGAACUGGAGGCAAAGGACGAAAGAUGCUUGAAGCUCGAGCAAGAACUGUUGCGCCUACGUGAAGACAAUGAGCGAAAUACACAAUGCUCCAUAUGUUUGGAUCCAUGGACAUUUACCGGUCACCAUCGCUUGGUAGCAUUGCACUGUGGCCAUCUAUUUGGAGAGCCGUGUAUUCGGGAUUAUCUGCAAAGAGCUAAUGCGUGUCCCAAUUGCAGAGCUAUGGUUUAUCCAAAAGAUAUUCGAUAUAUCUACGGAAGACCUUUAUAAUAAUUUCGUUGGUUUCGUGUUAUUAAUGUUCAGUUUCAGUUGAAAAUGUUAAAUAAAGUUUAUCAAGUUUA
Drosophila sulfurigaster albostrigata is the source of this 910-nucleotide messenger RNA. RefSeq names its product E3 ubiquitin-protein ligase rnf8-B-like. The record is from RefSeq and is a predicted model, not a curated record. NCBI's taxonomy places the organism in Eukaryota, Metazoa, Arthropoda, Insecta, Diptera, Drosophilidae. The transcript is spliced from 2 exons. Gene Ontology annotation, molecular function: ubiquitin protein ligase activity. Gene Ontology annotation, cellular component: nucleus. The coding region runs from base 237 to 839 and encodes 200 amino acids. Gene Ontology annotation, biological process: protein ubiquitination; interstrand cross-link repair.